GUACGUCAGUGGCUCGUCAGCUGCCAAGGUGUAUAGUGGUCGUACGUAGUUCUUGGUAUCCAUUCAUUAACAUACAGGUUUUACCUAUGUAGUUGAACGUCAUUAUCUGACUGAUGCUUAAACAUUGAGUUGAAGGAUAAAACGAUGGAAGUACCUCACUUCCUGUUUCUACUGAUCAUUGCUGGAACUUGCCGCGCCUACUCUCUGUGGUGCUACUCAUGCAGCGUCAAGGACCAAUGCUUCAGUUUUGAUCUUCGUGACGCGACGCGCUGGACGGAAUGCGACCCCGGCACUACGCACUGUAUCAUGGAGCGCACAGUGAGCGCCGUGACAGGCGCCGUUGUGGAGAACAGGAUGUGCGGUGGUCAGAUUUACGUGGCCAAGAACCAGCCCCUUGCUGACGGCUGCUACGCCAUCACUAGACAAGAAGAUUCCCGCAUCAACACAACUCGCUGUUAUUGCUCCACUGAUUAUUGCAACGACGGCUCGGUGCCGUACACUCAUCAUGCGGUGGUCGCGUUCGCUGUCGCGGCCAGCAUCGUGGGUCACCUCGUUACCGCCUAGGGAACGAUCGAUCAAAAAUACUUGGUUGUUUUAUUCAAGUAAGGAGCUAUGACUCGUGACGGCAUUGAAGGACAUCUAAAUUUUCGUACCCAAGUAUUCAUGAAAUUUAAUUUUAUUAACUUUAAUCCAUUUAUCACUGAGCACCCUCUUGCAUCUUUGCUUCCUUAUGCUGCCGAUAUACCUCAGUAUUACUCAUUACCUUUCGAUCGGGCCCGCAUACGGUAAAUGUGAAUUAUGAUCGUGUGCAUGGACGAACCUGAUUUUUUGCACUAGUGAAUGUUUCAACUGAACUAGUCGCAGGUUCUGUAAUGUUAUGGCCUAAAUGUUGUGAGUCUAUGAAAAUUUUUUAUUAGGAAUUCAUCUACAGGAAAUGCUCAUUGGAAAAGGUUAUUGUCAAUCACUCUUCCUUGUGAAUAAUUUUUCAGUUCUUUAUGCAUUGUGUUUCUUAUUAUAAGAAUGUAAUUACAUACCUGAUGACACUCUUUUUGGGGCAUCCACCGUUGUCUGCCCAAGCUGACGGCGGUAAUUAUACAAUAUCUUACAUAAUCCUUUCCAGUAAUUGAUUUGUGCCACUAUGAAUAGUGACUGAAUCCUGCUCUUUUGUUCCGCAUUAACUGAUCUUAGAUUACUCAUCGUAACCGCAAUAUUUUUAUCCACAAUAUUUCAUGAUGAUCGAGUUUUAAUUGUAGUUCAACCGUAGUUUUUCUGCUAAUUAGGUACGUCGAUCUGAUUGACUGGGCGCAUUUGAAAGAAUAUAAUGUUGAUGUUACAAGCCACCCUCAAAGUUUUCUUAUUGUAGAAGGGUCGGCAGUUUAUUUGUACUUUAGCAAAGUGCCCGUCCAUGUGAUAUUAAUGUAACGCGAUAUUAUUUACUUCAAAAAAAGAGUACUAACAAUAAUGGGUUUCAAUUUCUUUUAGAUGGAAAUCUGAACAUUGGGUUGACAGUUAAAGUAGAAACGGCCGUAAAAUGUUUUCCUCAGAAUUCAAAAUGAUGACGAGACAAACAAAUGAGCCGAGGAAACGUUCAAAUGAAAAAAUGCUUGCCCAAGUUCACUUGUAAGCUUGCCAAUCUAUUGUGAAUGCAAGUAACUCACUGCCAUAUUUCCCAUUUGGAGGUAAUGACAAAUCCAUUCGUAUAUAUCAAAUUUAAAGUUAACAGCAGGCAUACGAGACAACAUCAUUUGUUUAUAAAAGUAGUGUCACAAACCGCUGUAAAAUGACGGUCUGCAACCAGAGGCCUCACACGACAAAUGUUGACUAUGUUAUUAACUGUACAAGGAACCUGAUGAACACGUUCUGCUAUAGAGAACCACUAACGCCAGCUUAUUCUAAUCAUGAUUAAAAACUCGCAAUAAGGAUAACACACGGAGCAACUUGUGGCAGCCAUAAGUGCCGCCUCUACUACCGGCAAGUUAGCUCAGGCAUGAGGCCAGAAAUGACACCAGAUGUAGUGUCUGCAACAAGUUACCCUCUUUACGCUCACGUUCGAGAAUCUGUUACUUUAUAUUACAGUUGAGUUACAAAUGUCAAUCGUGAAGACUGA
This is a messenger RNA of Hyalella azteca, 2107 nucleotides long. RefSeq lists its product as uncharacterized. Gene Ontology annotation, biological process: sleep; positive regulation of voltage-gated potassium channel activity; regulation of synaptic transmission, cholinergic. Lineage: Eukaryota; Metazoa; Arthropoda; Malacostraca; Amphipoda; Hyalellidae. The record is from RefSeq and is a predicted model, not a curated record. Bases 145 to 564 code for a protein of 139 amino acids. The transcript has 3 exons.